AGCUGGUCGUCUCCUCUCUCCGCCACCGCCGGCCUAGGGCAAGAGUGGAGAGGAGCGGAGCGGAGGAGGAAGGAGAUGGGCGGGGUGGAGCAGGAGCAGAGCCUCAGCCUGGGCGUCCUCAUCGACAUCGUCGACGAGCAGUGGAUGCGCGACACCCUCCCCGCCGACGAUGUCCCCGUGCCGCCCGCCAUGGCCGUGAAGACGGAGGAGGCGGAGGAGCCAGCACCCGCCAAUCAGGAAAGCCAGCCAGCACAAGGCGAUGUGUGGCGUGAUUUCGCAUUGGAAAAUCUCUGAUAUCUUGUGACCUGCGAGUGUUUGCAGAGAUGAACAUACUGUGCUGGUAGUCAAGAAGCUAUGGGGUCGUUGCAUUGUCGAACCUUCUUAAUUCUAGAUUCAUCUCAACUUAGGGUACUAUCUGGUUCAAGUUUCAUCUUGUAGUUGGUUCAUGUCAGAACUAUAUGUUGUGAUGAUGACAGCUAUUCAAUAAUCUGGAACAUAUCAAAUCACUGGUACUUUGCAGUCACCACGCAUUGCUGCAUAACACACAUCAGAGGCUCUGCCUUGUCAUGUGUAUGGAAACAUUCUUUUUCUCCACAUAGAUCCUGCACCGAGCAUAUACAAGGAAUGUUUUUUGGUUGUAGCUGCAGCCUGCAGCGGAGUAGUAGACGUUAUUCUGCAAUCUACACAGGAUCUUGUCCUGUGAAUGCACAUGCUGAAGUCCUUAAUUGUUUGUACUCGCCUGUCACAUGCUGCACUGGUGCUUCAUUCAUGCCUUGUGCUGUAACCUGUACGAAUUGUGCAUUUGUUCACUAUCUUUACAGGGAGGCACUGACCAAUGAGGCAUUGUGGCAACCGGCCUGUGGUUUCAUAUAUGCUUGUGAAUUGGUUCU
Oryza brachyantha (malo sina) is the source of this 890-nucleotide messenger RNA. RefSeq names its product anaphase-promoting complex subunit 13. The transcript is spliced from 4 exons. The record is from RefSeq and is a predicted model, not a curated record. Bases 76 to 294 code for a protein of 72 amino acids. Gene Ontology annotation, cellular component: anaphase-promoting complex. Gene Ontology annotation, biological process: protein K11-linked ubiquitination. NCBI's taxonomy places the organism in Eukaryota, Viridiplantae, Streptophyta, Magnoliopsida, Poales, Poaceae.